AUGAAAAUAUAUUUUGAAGCAGAAAAAUUUUUGAAACAUCCAGAGGGUAAUCUUCAGUCUAAAAUAUUUAAUGAUAAAAGUUUAAAAAGUAAUCCGAAACACAUUUAUGCUUUGGUAUAUCUGACAUUACAAUAUAAAGAAUACAUCAAUCAAAUUAUAACCAAAUCAAAAAUAAAUCGACAAAUUAAAAUAAGUGAUGAACUUCUAGCUUUACUAGUACAUGAUUUACUUUUUAGCUCAAGAGGGAGGAUCGAAAGUGGGAAGCAUCAUAUAAAAGACUCAUUUUUGAAAAACAAAACGAGGUUACAAGCUGAACUCAUUAAACUAAAACUAAAAUACAAAGUCAAAUCAGUGGACCAACUUCCAACAAUACAACAAGAAGAUGAAACUCCUGUGAGAUGGUUUAGAAUAAAUACAAUAAAGAUAGAUCCUGAAAGAUUUUUCAAAAAGCAUAAAUUAAAUUUACAACCAGUAAAUAGAUUUCAGGAUCUCACAAAACCAGGAUUGAUCUAUCAAGAUGAGCAUAUACCGAAUUUAUAUGGAGUUCAUCCAAAAGAAAAAAUAACUACUUCAACAGAAGCUUAUAAAUUGGGUGAGAUCAUUAUACAAGACAGAGGUAGUUGUUUUCCAGCUUUUAUAUUAAAUUACAAAGAACCACAUUCCAAAAUCAUUGAUGCUUGUGCGGCACCAGGUAAUAAAACAUCUCAUGCUGCUACUUUUGUUGAUGAGGUGGUUUAUGCCGUGGAAAGAGAUUCAAAAAGAGCUGCAAUAUUAAAGACUAUGUCAGAAAAGGCAACUGGUAAAAGUAGAAAAAAAUUAAUACAAGUAUUAAAUCAAGAUUUUACAACAAUCAAGCCAGAAGAUUAUGAAGAUGUGACAGGUCUAAUUGUUGACCCAUCAUGUAGCGGUUCUGGUAUAUUUGGAAGAGCAAUGGAUGAAGAGACUAAAAAUUCAGAUAGAUUAGAAAAAUUAGCUUCGUUUCAAUUUUCUAUUAUGAAACAUGCUUUAUCUUUUAAUGGUGCUCGGAAAGUAGUUUAUUCUACAUGUUCUAUACAUGCAGAGGAAAAUGAAAGAGUAGUAAUUGAUUUAUUAUCUGAUGAAGAAGUUAAGAAACAAGGUUGGACUUUAGCUAAUCGAGAUUUAGUAUUACCAAAUUGGGAAAGGAGAGGUUUGGAAGUUGAAUUUGAAAAAAUUUCGAGAGAUCCUAAUGUUAUUAAAGAACUAGCUGGUGGGUGUGUACGAACCCUUCCAAAAGAAGAUGGAGGGAUAGGAUUUUUCGCUGCCUGUUUUGUUAGAGAAUAG
Molecule: messenger RNA, 1302 nt
Organism: Lodderomyces pseudojiufengensis
Lineage: Eukaryota; Fungi; Ascomycota; Pichiomycetes; Serinales; Debaryomycetaceae
Product: rRNA (cytosine-C5-)-methyltransferase
Exons: 1
Coding region: 1-1302 (433 amino acids)
Biological process (GO): rRNA base methylation
Cellular component (GO): nucleolus
Molecular function (GO): methyltransferase activity
Source: RefSeq, a predicted model, not a curated record